This is a messenger RNA of Lymnaea stagnalis (great pond snail), 14170 nucleotides long. NCBI's taxonomy places the organism in Eukaryota, Metazoa, Mollusca, Gastropoda, Lymnaeidae. The record is from the annotation of a GenBank genome assembly.
AAAUUUUACGUACGAUUCUGUUAUGGUGGACAUGGUCCUGUUUACUCAAGUUUACUUCGUUUUGUCGACAGCGCAAAUAUAAAAUACAUAGGCAUACAAUAAUUUAUUUUAAUAUUACUUGUGCUAAUUUAAACAACAUAACAAAGCUCUCAAGGUAGGAUAACCUGAUUAAUCUCUUGUAAAUUGACUGUAUGAAUGGUAAUUAGUAACUGUUGCUGAGUGAUGUCAGUGAUCAGUAUCAGUGAUGAGCGAGAUUGUUUUUGUAAAGCUUUGACUUUGAGUGAGAGUGCUCAGUGCCAGCUACUAUUGCUUAUUAUUAGUAGUAGUAGUAAUGUAGUAGUAGUAGUCUUGAGUCUUGUCUUAGACGUAGUAGGCCAGUCUUAGUCUGUCAACUAUACUACGAUAUCAGUACUAGUAAAUUGUAGACAGUUUUUAAGUUGAGUGUGUAGUCACAGUAGGCCUAUACUAUAACAGGCUAUAUUGUCGGCAUUGACUAUUCAAUGACUAUUGUACUAUUAUUAUUAUUAUUAUUAUUAUUAAUGGUCUUAUAUAUGUGAAUGCUCGCAAAGUGCAUGCUGAAAAAAGAAAGUUUGGCAGAAACCUUGAUCUUGUCCCUUCAUAUUUGCAUGAGUUCAUGUCCCACGUUCGUUUUUGUGGAGAUGACAUAAACUCAGUUUUCUUUGUUGAGAUGAGAGAUGCGCACUCUAAUCAAAUAAUGUGAUGGGUAGAGCACAAAGCACCAUCAGCAUAAUUUGCAAUGUGUCGAGUGCAAUGCUUCCUUCAACACAUUUUCUGGAUGAAUCAUUGAAUGUAACCAUAUCGAUUUCUGCAAAAAAAAAUAAAUAUUAUUAUUAAUAAAAUUAUACAGUUAUACCAAUGAACAUGAUAAAAAAAACAGUGCUGAGGCAAAAUUGAAUUUUAGACUGUCACUUAGAUAUUUGAUAUGUGAGAACAACAAACAAGAAGAGAGAGGAGAACACAGCUUAUCCCCCACUUACCUUGCUUUUUCUUAGUUGCAUUUAUUUUUUUAAAAAAGUUAUGCGCACGACAAGCACAUACAUUCAUUAGAUAUUUCGAUAUAUUAAGUUGACUUUUACUUCAACGACAUAGAGAUGAGGUUUCCACCACUUGUCUCCCUCACCAAUUAAAUGUACCAAUCUCACCCCUCCCAUGAUUGGGAAUAGGUUGUUUACGUUUUAAUUGUUCUAAAGAAUCCUAUCGGGUGAUGAAAUUUCUAGAAUUUCUUUUUUGGAGAGUUCCAACUCCCUCCCUAUGAAUAAGCCGGCAGCUGUCCCAGCUGCAAGAGAGAUUUGCUAAUUUUCCUAGACAUUUAAGAGGCGUAAUAUACUUAUAGGAGCCUUACAAGAUUUUACUCUUUGUGUGUAUGUGAGUGUAGAUUAAUAUUUCUAUCUUUCGAGGAUUGCACUUUUUCACUUGCUGUAAUUUAAAAUAGUUUUCAUUUGAUUUGUAUUUUUAAAGUAAAAAAAAAAACAACUUCAGUAUUUCAGGACCACAUUUUUACGCUAGUCAUCUCCAAAUAGGUGAAGAUGUAGUGCAGAAGUACAAUGGCCUUACUAUUUAUUAAAAACUGCUUUUUCACAGAUAACCUUGGCUCAGUUGUUUUGUCGACAUGCCAUGGACCCAUCUCGGAAUAACUUGCCACUACAAUUCAACGUAAACAAGAAUAAACCCCCUAUGCCAGUUAUAAGGACAAACUCGGAAGGAAAGGAGGGUAAUGAACUGCAAAAAAACCAACAAAAAACAACCUUACUUUAAUUUAAACAGAAUAACAAAAUUAAAAUGCAGUGAUUGCUAAUAUAUAACUUUGCAUAUAAUUCAUUACAAUUUCACGGGUGGCAAAUUGCAAUAUUCUCUCAGAAAACAUAUUUUGAGCAUUGUGUUUGCUUGAAAACAUUAAGCUCUGCAUAUAAAGUAUAUCAAUUUUUUGUGCAAGAAUCAACUUGUGGAGUUUCUUCAUCAACUUCUUUGUUAGCAGGAUAAAUGGAAGUCUGAGAGGUUUAAUUUUUUGUAAUUUUAUUUAACUCUCAUCUCUGAGUUCAUAAAUCAACUUCUUUAUUGUUCUGCAAUUGAUCCUGCUAUUGCCUUUGGGCAUCAGCCAACAAAUCAGUUUGAUGAUAUAUUUGGGACAAUCUGCAUCAUUGAUUUCUGUGUUUUAUAGCAGUUAAAAGUGUCAACCGUGAUAAGUUGAGUCUUGUAACAAAACUGUUUCGAAGCAUACGCUAGCUUUCAAAGCUCUUAUUAUUAGAAUUGUGGUAUGCAGUGGUAUCACUCAGUGAAGUGACUUAGACUUUUUUUUAUAUUAUAUUAAAACACUGGCAUGCAAAAAAGAUCAUCUUACCUACUAAGACUAAGGGUUGCAUCUAAAAAUAAGUCAGUGCUGAGACAGGGUUAAAACAUCAUUUCGAUGGUCAUACAUAUUACCUGCUAAUUUUUUCCAUGGGAAAUAUGGACUAAUAUCAAAAUUGACACAUACUCCGAGGCUUUAAAGUAAAAGUUUGAAAGUUAUAUGUAUUCGAUUUAUAUUUUUUUGACAGAUGAUGUAACUUCCAGCACCAACCAAAACAUGAUGACCGUUAGCGAUAAUGGCAAUGACCAACAACAACAACAACAACAAAACAACAUGAUGGGGGUCUUUAAUCUGCUCGGCCAGAUGGUGGGACCUAUGGGCGGUGAUCCUAACAUGAUGAUGAUGGGACCAAUGAACUUUAAUAACGUAAGAAGAUCAUGGCUUAUUGGAAUGGUUUUAACUGAAAUGGUGCAGUAUAUUUUUCUUUUCCCAUUAAUAAUGUUCCAGGAAUAGGAGCAGUAUUUUUUUUAUUAAAUUACUCUCUCUUUGUAACUGUUAUUUACUACAAAUUACUUUAAAGUUAAAUCAAAAUAUAAGGUCAAAGUUAAAUAAAAAUUUAAAGCUCAUCAGAUCCUUUGUAAAUCAUAUAUAUAAGAAGGAGCUGACCAUAUAAUGCUAAAAAAACAAAUUAAUUUAAAUAUGCUCGGAUGCUUAAAAGCAAGGAUAGGGAUUUUAUAAUAAAAUAAUUUAAAUGUGAUAAAAAUAAAAUAUAUCUGUGUACCGGUACAUUUAACUUAAAAUUUAAGCAUAUGAAAUUUUUUUAUAUUUAAGUAUUAGUGAUUAGAAAUACAUUUAGAAGAACAAUUAUUUUAGAAUUAUUUUGAUUAUUUCAUAUGAAUGAGAGAGUUAAAAUAUUUUCCACUCUGUUAAAAGAAGGUGCUUAGACAAGCUGAACAUGAAACAAAAAACAAACGAAUUUAUAUAUGCCCAGAUUCUUAAAAUCAAUGAUAGGCAUUUCUAAUCGAAUCAAUUUAAAUAUGAUAAUAAUAAAUUUAUCUGCUUGCACUUAAGUAUAUGCAAUGUUUGUAUAUUUAAGUAUUAUAAAUUAAAAAUACGUAUAAUAUUUUAAAGAACUAUGUACGCCAUACCAAAUUUUAGCUUUGUAUCUUAUAAGUUCUAAUUAUUUUUCUUUCCAAAAAUUUAUCGAGGAUACAAAACAUCAAAACACAAUUUAGUUACGUACAUAAAAAAAAAUAAAAUACAUACUUUAAAGAACUAUGUACGCCACACCAAAUUUUAGCGUUGUAUCUUAUAAGUUCUAUUUUAUUUUUCUUUCCAAAAAUUUAUCGAGUAUACAAAACAUCAAAAAACAAUUUAGUUACAUACAUAAAAAUAGAAUGAAUUUUUUCUAGAUGUUGAGAGUUGGCAAUAGCAGGAAUUAAGUAGCACAAUAUGCCUUCCGUUAUUACCAGAGUAACACCUGGUCAUAUUUUCUUGUAUCUAAUAAUAAUUUAGUGUAGUAAUUUGUUAAUUGAUAGCUUUUCACUGACCAUAUUGUUAUAUUGCAAAGUUUGGGGUAAUUUUAAUAGUUAACAAUUUUUUAUUUUUGCCAGCCAUGAAAUGCCUUGGCAAAAAGCUUUUUGUUUAUCAUAUAUGUUUUCUCAGUUCUUUUAUUUAUUUGACUUACUCAUUAAAACUUAUUUUUAAAAUGUUUAGGAUUCUUUCAUGCCAUAUUUGAAGUUUUAUAACGUUGAAAAUUAUUUGGCAUGUAUUCUGUAAAGAUUGCUGCAGCACUAAUUAUCAUGCAUACACAUGAAGCUUUCACAAUUUAAUUGUUACGUUUUAUAAGUUUAGUCAAAAAUUUAGCAGUUGUUGUUGGGUUCCAUAUAUUAAAAAUAAAACAACUUACCAACUUACUCUAAUUUUUUAGUUCGGUUUGAUGGGACCAGGUCCAGGAGCAAUGAUAGGAGCUGGCCCCAUGGGCAGCUUGGGUCCUCUUGGUGGUCCUGGAAUGAUGGGACCACCACCGCCUGGCAUGAUGGGCCAACAAAUGCAAGUCAAGGAAAUUAUAAGACUUAAGUCAUCCGUGUUGUACCCACCUCCACCAGGUAAUGCAGGUUCAAAAUAUAUUGUUAAGCACUGGCUUCUCUUAUGAGAAAUCUUGUUUUAAGUUAUGGCUCGUUCACACAGUGCUCAACAAAGGACGAUACCAUAGAGAAAUACAAUAAUAAAGAUAUGACACGCAAAAACAGUUGCCAAUCACAAUUAAUAAGAUUUAAUUUAGUAAUAAUACAAUUACAAAACAAAAGAAAUAUAAUUACAAAUCAUCAACUUACAGUAUGGUAGAUCUUGUACCGGUACACAAUUAGUACAAUGUGCCAAUUAAUAAUGAUGAAUGAUGAAAGCGAAUAAACACAUACAUGAGCACACACAGAAUAAUACAAUUGUCUCGUAAAGUUAAUAAUAUCUAUCUGAAUCUCCGUUCCUCUUUGUGCCUGUCAAUCCCUUAUAUAUGUGGGUCGGUAGUGAACAAGAUACAUCAAAAAGAUUUAACCACGGCCACAAUAAACGUUACUGUCUGCUAGGAGUCUAAUGCGGGGUCAAAGAAAGUUCACGCACGGGGAAAAAGUGUACUACGUAUCAAUUUUAAUAUUAACACAGUUUCAAUCUUUCCUUUGUUGGGGGAGCUGCUAUCUAUGUUAGUAAUUUUUCAAAAGAUCUAGAUGCUAGAAGCCUGUAAUAGUUAAUAGUUUGCAAAAAUUCUAGUGAUAAAGAGUUUUCUCCUUGAUAAAAUUGAAUAUUUAUUUUGUUUCAUUAAAAUUUAUUUUUCAGGGGCUCCACCACGCAGUACACGGGAAAGGCCCCCAGGAUGCAGAACUAUUUUCAUAGGAGGCAUCCCGGAGAAUUGCACAGAGGAUCUCUUGUUUGAAGUCUUUGAGAACUGUGGGCCUAUUCAGAGCAUUCGUAUCAGCAAGAAGAAUUUUGCUCACAUUCGUUUUGAAAACAUGGAAUCUGUGGAUAGAGCGUUGUAUAUCUCCGGUACAUGUUUAUUAUUUAAGAGUAUUAUUAUGAAAUAAAAUAUUGUCUCAUGGUUUAACAAUUGCUGUUUGUCCUUGGUGCAUAGUGUUAACCAUGUUUCUAUUCUCAUUAUGGCUUAAUUAACUGGGAAUUUAAAAAAAAACAACUUUUAAUUAUUAAUCCCAGGCUACCGGAUGAAAAUUAAAGAUUCUGAUGAGAAGGAGGACACUGGUAGGAUUCAUGUUGAUUAUGCUCAAGCCAGAGACGAUCAGUUUGAAUUUGAAUGUCACCAGAGGGCGCUGGCGAGGGAAAUGAGACAUCUUCAGAGGAUGGAGGAAGAGCGACUCCGGCCCCCCAGCCCCCCACCUAUUACGCACUAUUCAGACCAUGAAGCUAUUCUUCUUUUGGAGAAAUUGAAAUGUAAAAAUGGAAAAUUUAUGUGUGUCAGCUUUUGACAAGAUUCUGAAAGGAAAUAAUUCAAUCCAGAAAUCAAAAAUGAAAUAAAAUUAAAUAACUUUUAUUAAAAUGAAAUAAAAGUUAAAUAAAAUUUUGUAAAAUGAAAUAAAAUUCAAUAACAUGCAGUGAAAUAAAAUACACUGUUAUCAGUUGAAUUUGAUUUUAUUCAUAAAAUAAAUUAAGGCAGUGAGGAUCAUUUAACAAUCACUUUUUUCCCCUGUUUUAGAUAACUAAUUUUUCUUUGAUUUUGCAAUAAAAAGAAAAUAGUUGUUCAUUUUUCUUUAUUACUGAUAUUUUUUCAGCUGAUGAAAACUUCUCCAAGGCUUCUCAGUUGCUGAUCACUUGGCUAGAAAGAGGAGAGUGCAACCGCCGCACCUCAACAAAUUUUUACUCCAUGGUCCAGAAUGUUCAAAGUCACGUCAGACGGCUGAACAAUGAGAAAAUGACAGUGCAAGAAGAGUAUGAACAUUACAAACUUCAAUUUCAGCAGAGAGUUCAAGGCAUUGGUGCACAGUGUAAGUACCUGUCAUUUUUUGCAUGUGCAGCUCAUAUCUUUUUAAGAGAUGAUUUCACUCUGGUUGUGGCAUUCAAGGUUCCAGGAAAUGAUGAUCCACUCCUCCACAAAGUAAAAGUAGGCAGAAUAAAUCCUGAAGAGUAAAAAAAAAAAUAUCUGGUAAGAAUCUUCCACGGACUACACUUGUAUGACAGGUAGAUAUGUUAGAAGCUUGCAAUUUUUUGUGUAUGGGGUAUUCAUAAAGACGGCACAUUUUGAACUCCAGAUUUUUCACAAAGUUGGAAGUCAAGAGGUUGGCUAUACUUUGUUUAUUUACCCAGAUAUCAAUUGGAAACAAUAAGUAAAGUCAAAAUUAGGUUCCAUUCCUGAAGUCAGUGAUUGAAAAACAAAAAUCUAUUUACACUUUAGCGAGCCGUGGAUUGAGCCUUAUUGAGAAAAGUGUUAUAGAAGUUAACACUUAAAAUUAAUCAGGAAUGUCUUGCCCCAACAAAGUCGAUGAAUCAUCAGUAAUAUAAAAAAAAAUAUGUAAUCUUUCUGAAAGUCUCGGAAUAGAUAUAGUUUUGACACUGGCCAUAAUACAUUAAAAAUAUAUUUUUUGUUGUACUUAAACAUUUUUUUUUGUUUGUCUUGAGUAAGAGGUAAGAUAUAGUGAAGGUAUCAAGCACCAUAAUUUUCUUUGAUGGGAAACAAAAAUAUAAAAUUUGUAUUCUUAAUUAACAAACACUAUCUUCAAAAAAGAAAAAAAGAAAAGACCCUAUUAUAACUUUGAAAAGAAAGUUAUGGCAUUGGUUACCUGUUAAUGUGGCUGUAACGGGUGCACAACUUUUCAUUCAUGCUCAUCUUAAAUUACUUUUCAUUGGCUUUACUUUGUGGUUGUAAUGGUGGCUCAACAACAAUACAAAAAUAAUUAAAGAUGCAGCUUGGGUAUCUUUACAUACCUGUACAUUUUCUUUAUCUUAACCUUACCCCUAAAAAGAAUUCAUUGUAUUAACUCUGUGCUACUUUAUUGUGUUGACCUUUUUUUGGGUGUAAGGUAAAAAAGAUGAACAUGAUAUGUUUAGUUUGGCAACACUUUUUGCUAUGAUAAAUAUAAGAAUUAAUGGAAUAGGAGAGAGUUCAAGUUCUACUAGAAUAGUUGAAUUGGUAAGAGCUGUUAGAGAUGCUGAUUAUCAAAAAGACAGAAGAUGGAAAUUCUUGGACACUGGUACUCAAAAACAUUUUUUUGGAAACAACAUCUGUUAAGGAGAAACAAAUAAAAGAACUUUCUUUAAGGAAAUUUUGUGAGGUUUUAUGAUUAAUUUCUCACUCAGAUCAAUUGGUAAAUUAAUUAUAUUAUUUAGUUCUUCAAUGAAACGAGACAUCUGAUGGCUAAUAGUCUGUUUGAUAAUACUCAAAAGUAUAACUGAAUCCAUAAUUUACCAUGAAGUCUUAUUUAUACCAGUGGUUCUCAUCGGAAUGAGCAGGUGAUUUUUUGGUGUUUUUUUUUUGUUACUGUUAAUUGUGAGUGUAAACAAUCUACCAAUGGCUAGCCAUUGUUGCACAGUGUUUCCAUGGCCUCUACAUGUCCCCUCCCACAUUCAGUGUGUCAGGUAGAGCGUGUACUGGCGGCAGCCCACAAACAAAAGUGCUGGGACCAUUUCACCAAGGCUCAACGCAAGAAUAUUGAUACCUGGCAACGCCAGGCACAGGUAGAGUAACUGUCAAAACUCGGGCAUUAAGAACAAGGCAUUGAAUUUUUUUUAGAGGGCUUCCAUGUAGGGAAAUAUCUAUAUUCUUGGGAGAAAUUUUAUUAUUUAAAAAAGGAAGAAAUUUGAUGAGUAGAUGGCAGGGUUGAGUUCAUUAUUAGAAAUUAAGAAACAUAAAUUAUUACUUUGAUUCUGCUUCAUUUGGUCAAUAGGAGGUUGGCCCAAUCAAGUAGAUGAUUAAUUUAUUUUAAAUACUUUGUAUAUUGUAAAAAAUUAAAAUAAAAAAACGCAACACAAACAAAUACAUGAGGAUUUCUUUUCCCAUAUUUAUAAAUUUUAGUUUAUGAUUUUGUUUGUUGAAUUUAUCAAGUUUACUAUUUUAUUGUCUCUGUUGUGGCUUGUUGGGGGAAAUUGGCAUAAAGUAGCAUCAUAAACCAGUACCCAUGCAGGCUUUAAUUAUAAGGGUUCCUUAAAGAAAUAAAAGGUUGAGGACAUCUAGUGAACUAUUCAUCUAAGGAAAUGUUACAACUUAGAUCAAACAGGCUAUUCUAAUAAAAAUUGAAUUAGUUAACUAUUCAUCUAUGGAAAUGUUACUUCUAAGAUGAAACAGACUAUUCGGAUAAAAACUGAACUUUAUUAGAAAUUGUGAGAAUUAAUUGAAGCUAACAAGUUGCCUCUUGAAUAGCAAAUACAUGUUGUAAAUAGAUGAACCAAUGUCAAUGCCUUGUUUUUGAUUUGCCUUGUUUAGUUAUAAGCACUGCUUUACAAACUUCCAAAAAUAUAACUUUAAAAAAAACAAAUUUAAAAAGCUAUAAGUCUUUAUGAAUAGGAAAUUCUUUACUUCAAAAUGGUUUGUUUUUAAACCAGAGGAAUUAUUUGUAAAGCAUUGCUAUGUCAAAAAAAAAAAAAAAGUAAUUUCUAGAAGAAAGCAAAAGAGCUGCUGGCGUUUUAACAAUGACCCUAAUAUGUGCAUAAGAUAAAAAGAAAGUAUUUGAGUGUAGCAGGUGAGUACAGGUGUUAAAGACAGAGAAAGAGCACACAGCAGCUCCUUUACUUUGUGCGACUUUUGUCAAUGGUUUGGUCAAGAUUCAAAAAGCUCUAUUUCAAAAGUUAUAGUAGUAAUAGUAAUUUAAGCCUUAUUUGGUGUCUUCCCAUUAGGUAAUAAAAUUGUCUUAGAAUUGCUUUUUGGUUUAUUAUAAAAUAUGAUUUUCUAUGCUAGAGCAAGGUAAGUUUGAGUAAUAGAACUUAAUAGAAGCUAGGUAAUAAUACCACAUUUUACAUUUUGUAAGAACAUAUUAGUUCAGAAGAAGGAAUGUUGUAUCCAGAAAAAAAUGUAUCUUUAAAAUGUCAGUUUUUGAUAAUUAUCCACCUUAACAAAAAUCAAGCACAUUAAAAGGUGCAAACUUAAUCAGUGGACAAUGAUAGUUGACUAGGUAAAUUAAUAUAAUGGUAUAAUAAUAGUCCAAUUAUUAAUAGUUUAAAAAUUUGGUAAGUGAUGGAAAAUAAAACUUCAUUCAAGAUGCUAGUGCACUAAUGUAUUUUUUGUGUGUGGGAAAACAAAGGGAGGCAAUUAUAAAAAUCUUAAAACUUGGCUUAUAGUUCCUGUUUCAAAACUUGAUAGAGAGAUGUUAAAAUUGAUUGAUUUACAACUUGAACUGCCUAUCAAUGUGCAGACAGAUAGAUAAAAUAUACAGAGAAUUAUUCGGAUGAAUUUGUAGUGAGAGUCUUCACAAGCUUGCAUUAUGCCCAUUUCUGGUAAGAGAGGCUCACAGAAGGGAUUAUCACAAUGUUGGUCGUUAGAAGUACCCUAAAACUGGAAGUGAAGAAAUCUGAUGAAAUAAUGGUAACUAUUCCAUAUAUUUCAUUGGUAAAGAGGAUUUAAGAAAAUUGUCUAUCUACCCUUUAACAACCAGCAUUGAGACCAUUCCUUCUGUAAUCCUUCAGGUCAAACAAAUAUGUAACUGCCCUGUCUUUUUUUCAAGCCUAAACACACCUUGUGCCAUUAUUAAUGCGCUUGACACGGCUUGAACGCAGUCCCAUGUCAAUAUUAAAUUAUAUGUCAUUUUCAAAAUUUAACAAGGCUAAAUGGAUUCAGAAGCUACAGAAAACUGAUCAAUGAUGGUAAUAAAAAGCAUCAGUGCAAGGCCAAUUUUUGUUUUUAUAAAAGUGUUAAAAUUUCUCUGUAAAUUCUGAGUUUUUAAAUAGCACUGGGCAUUGUGCUUCAAACACAAAAAGAAAUGGAAGUUUCUAAUCAAAUGAAGUUUGUUCUUCAAAAGGAACUGGUAAGAAAUAGAUCUGAUAAUGAUGUGACCACAAAAUGCACAGGUUUGAAUACUUAGUAAUAAGUUAUGUAACCUUAAGUUUUUUGUGUGCUCAUUUUACUUUUAUGAAAGCUGUUAUAUUAUUGUAAAUCACAUAUUGCAAUGUAUUAAUUUUAAAAAAAAAAGGUUUUUGUUGGUAAUGUAUUUCAAAUUGAGCUGGGGAAACUAAAUUUUAAAAAAAAAAUUCAGUUCUAUGUAAUGUAUUCUGUAUUGCUUUAUGAUAAAAUAUGAAACAACAUGAACAUAUAAAUAAAUGAGACAACUUACACCUGUUAAUUACUGGGAUAUUUUUUUUUACACGAGUUUGUGAAAAAAAAAUUAAUAAAGAAUUUUGGGACCCACACUUCAUCAUAAAUUAAAAUUGAGCUAGAUUAGAAGCAGAGUUUCUCAAACAAAUUUUGUCCACCUCCAGGAACUGCGAGAGAAUGAAGAACCUGAGUCAAAGAACAACGAUGUGGGUGAAGAUAUGGACUUCUCUGACGAUGAGGACUCUGGUCCCGUGACCAAGAAAAGGAAGACUGGAGCUCACUGUGUUACAGGUAAUGAAAUGUUGUGAAAGAGUAACUUACUGUGGUGUUGUGGAGAAGGAGAGCCCAGGAAAUGUUCUCUAAUUGUUUGUCCUCAUCAACUUGAAGAUUUCAAAAUGAAUGCAACAUUCAUCUAUUUGUAUGGUAGUUUUCUUCCUCUGCAAUUCUUCUACCAUUUAAAGUCUCUUGUUGUCAAUGUAUCAUUUAUAAUCAGCAAUCAAAUUGUGAAAUGCAUCCACAUAUUAAACAAAAAUUUCAACUAACAUUGGAGGUAUUUCUUUCUAUAACUUGUAUCUUCUGGGACAGCUUUUCUUGUUAUACUUUAGGACAAAGAUAUUCAUUAUUGGUAUUACAUCACAUUCUUAACAAUAACAGCUAUUCAGAAUUAUUUUAACUUCUGAAUCAAUAAAGAAGACAAUGUUUAUGUUCAUAACUAAAGCCUGGCAGUGUGUAGUUAAAGUAAUCUUCAAAACAUUUCAAUCUUGUUCUUUAAACCUGUAUCAUAAAACUGACUAAAACAGAUAUCACUAAACAGUAAAUAAAGGAAAUAAGAAUGAUUCUUUAAAAAAAAAAUUAAAAAACAACAACACACUUUCAGACAGUCCAGAGAGUCAGAAACUUAAAGAAGAGAAUGAUUCCCUCAAGUGCCAGAUGGAAGCAUUUAAGAACGAAGUGGACAUGGUUAGACAGGAAUGGAAAACAGAAGUGGAAGAGAAGGACAAACAAAUCAAGGCAUUACAAAAUGCCUUACAAGGAAUGCAGCAGGUGAUUUUUUUUUAUUUCUCUGCCCCAGAAAAGAAAUAUUAGUAUUUGUUCUUAGGGGGUGAUGGCCUUAAAACUUAAAUUUACAUUUUCAUCAUCCUAAAUUGCACUGAGAUUUUAAAAAAAGAAAGUCAAGUUCAAUUUUAUUUAACAUUUUUUUUUUUUAUAUCCUUUUUAUCUGAGUAGCAACUGAUAGCCCAGAGAGCUGCAGUGGCCAAACUUGAGAUGGAGAGAGAACAGAAGAGAGAUGAAACAGAGAAAGAAGAAGGCAGUAAGAAAAGCGAAGACAAAGUGAGUUGUGUAGUCUUCUACCAUGAAAUGUAUAAAAGGUGGUUUAUGAAUUCAAAAGUCUUUUUCUUUUUAUUUUAGCAGGGAUAGCAGGAUUUUGUUGUUAUUACACAGGCAUUUUAGUCACUGAUCAGGUGAUCAGUGAAAAAUUGGAUCUUUUAAGCUAACCACAUAACUGGUUGCACUUGUUGACUCAGAGUUGAUGGUUUCCUUUUACACUUUGCUCAUUUAAUGCCAAGUUGUCAAAAGUAAAGGAUCCAGAAAAUAUUGCAGGGGUGGCAGCCAUUGUCAAAAAAAAAAGCGAGGUCUCUAUAAGCAAAAUGAACAAAUGGAGGACCAGGCCCUUGAACUAACUGCUGGCUAUAUUCCACAUUGUUAAGAAAAAGCAGUUAUAUGUAAUCUAUAAUAUGGGUACGGUAUUCCCAGAAACACAUCUCAUGUUUCCAUAAGCCUUAUUACUCAUUCAGUUUCUAGGAAAUAGUUAUUAUAAUUCAUCUUGUAAAUAAAUUAUGGUGAUUAAGAAAAUGUUUAAAUGUGUUUAUAGCAAAGAAAAUCCUAUAUAUAAAGAUUGAACAUUUUGUUAGUCCUCACAGGAUGACGAAAGCAGUGUUGCAAAAUCUAUUAGGGAGGAAUCAACUGUAAGCAGCUCGGGUCUGUCUCUCACUGACAAGGAGGCAAAAAUGAUAGGCACGUUAACAAUAUUUGUUUUUACUUAAGUUUUAAAAAGUUUGCAUAUCUGGUAAUUUAAAUUCUUCUUCAUUUAAUCUGCCCUAAUGAAUUUCAUUUUUAAAAAAAAUGUUACCUUGUAUCAUUCUUUUGAUAAGCUGCAACUGCUUUGAUCCAAAUAUUUUUGAUUAUGCUCUAAUUAUAUUUAUAUUGUAAAACACUUGAAUUUCUUUUACCUUUAAGGUGGGGGUUUGAGUUAUUUGACAUAUACCAAUAUUCACUUUGGGAACUAAUAUUUUCUACUAACAUUUUUAAUUACAAAAAUUAUUUACAUUUACAUACUCAAGAAAGAAGUCUAAACCAGUUGUCAUAUGUAUAUUUUCACCAUUUUUUAAUGUUAAAACUUGGUAUUUUUUCCACAUAUCGUUUUUGUCCAGGUCUUAUUUCUUGUUUCCUGCAAGUGCACCCUAAUGGAGCUACCGUUGAUUACCUGUGGUCUUAUUUACGCCAGCUCAUCUCAGUAAGGACACGAGAAGUUGAAGACCUGCUGGAGAAGAUGCCAUCGAUAUUCGAGCAAGAAAUCAUUGGUGUGGGAGCUGCCAUUGAAAGGAGGUGGAUCUUCACUGCUCUACAGAAAGGGGGACCUGUACCAAAUCCUUGAUAUCUCAUUGUCUGAUGAACUAUUAUUUAUUUUAUGUCAGUUUUUCUGUUCACCUAGGUCAAAGGUUGAAGAACUAUGAUGUGAAGGCCCAAUCGUGCCCACCGCCUCAUUUUUAAAUUUUUUUUACAGCCCGCAAGCUAAGAAACAUUGUUAAAUGUUUUAAAAUUAAGUCUAUAAUGAAAGUUCAUGUGAUGCUUCUUGUUUUGCAUUCACUUUAUACUUGAUGGCUACUGCUGUUCAGCCACUCCAUGGUAAUGGAAUAAUUUAUGCAGAGUCUCAAAUAUUUUUAUUACGCCAACUCUGACCAAUGAGCCAACACAAUGAUUGUUUUCAUUACAUUCUAAAUCUUUAAAAUACUCAUUUUCCGUGCAUUUAAAAACUUUUAUCCAGUGUUGCAUGGACUUUUUCUCUAAAAAAAAAUAAAACAACAAAAACCGGAACACCUGCACAUCUUUGACAGAAAUUUUCUUUUGUAGCCUUCAUUAUUUUUCUUUACUCAUGGUCAGCAGUAUUGUUCUCUCUCUUUUUCUCAUUGCAUAUUCUGAGAUCAGAAUAAUGGCACAAUCAAUGUUUUAUCAUUUUUUGUGUUGUCUAUCUCUGUAAGAAUUCUCGUUUAUCUUAUUAUCCAAAGAUAGCAUGUGUAAACCAUUGCAUAUAAUGUAAAUACAAUGUACCAGAUUUGUUGAGCCCAUGACUGUCAACUUUUCUUUGUUUCCAGGAAUGUGUAAAUUAAUUGACAUAUAAUGUUUCCUAUUUUUCAUUUAUUCCAUGAUAUGAUUUAUAAUGCUAUUACUAUUUUUCUGUGUCAGGAGUUCUGACACAUUUGUUUUUUGUGUUUGUUACUUUAAGGAUGAAUCAGAAUAUUGUUGGCAUUUUAAAUUAUUAAGGAGAUUUGAUGCAGUUUAUUUGCUUAAUAAUUUUGGUUUUGUGAAUGGCUACUUAUGAGGUUGUUAAAAUAAAGACC